Heterobasidion irregulare TC 32-1 is the source of this 2260-nucleotide messenger RNA. RefSeq lists its product as uncharacterized. Bases 105 to 2120 code for a protein of 671 amino acids. The record is from RefSeq and is a predicted model, not a curated record. Gene Ontology annotation, biological process: amino acid biosynthetic process. Gene Ontology annotation, molecular function: aspartate kinase activity. The transcript has 8 exons. NCBI's taxonomy places the organism in Eukaryota, Fungi, Basidiomycota, Agaricomycetes, Russulales, Bondarzewiaceae.
UGCAGACGCCCGCCGACGCGCCCGCCGACGCACACUCCCUCGCUCGCUCGCUCGCACAGCCAGCCCCAGCGCUCUCUGAUCCCCGCAAGCGUCUGCACACCGCCAUGAGCGCCCUCCCCGCGCCCUCGCCCUCGCCCUCCUCCUCUCCCUCCUCCUCUCCCUCGCCCUCGCCGCCCUCUCCCUCACCGCCCACGCCCUCGCUGUCCACCUCGUCGUCCGCGCUCUCGCCCUCGCUGUCCACCUCGUCGUCCGCGCCAGGCACCCCGCCCCCGCGCACGCCCCCAAACCUCCACCAGAACUCGAUCGACCCCGCCGCCCGCUGGCUCGUGCAGAAAUACGGCGGCACAAGCGUCGGCAAGUUCGCGGCCACCAUCGCCGCGCACAUCGUCCCGGACUACCUCGACCAGCACAAAGUCGCCAUCGUGUGCUCCGCCCGCUCCGGCUCCACAAAGGCCCUCGGCACAACCAACCUCCUCCUCCGCGCCGCCGCCGAGGCCCUCCACCGCCCCUCCUCCUCCUCCUCCAUCUCCUCCUCCGCCUCCGCCACAUCCGACUCGACAGCCCCCGCGUCCGGCACAGCGACGCCCUUCGUACACGGCCGCUCCUCCUCCGCCCAGUCCCCCAUCUUUCCGUCCUCCCGCGCAGCAUCGCCCGCGCCCGCCUCGUCGCUCGUGUUCACGCCCCUCGGCGACGCGUCACAGCCCACCGCGACGCCGACGCCGACGCCGCCGCCGCCGCCGUUCAGCGCGACCGUGGACGUCAUCCGCGCGGAGCACAUCGCGGCUGCACAGUUGGCCGUGCGCGACCCCGCCCUGCGCGCCGAGCUCGAGGCCGAGAUCACGCGCGACUGCGAUGGCCUGCGCGCGUUUCUGUACGCGACUCAGGUCAUCGACGAGAUAUCGCCGCGCUCGCGCGAUAGCAUCGUCGGCUUUGGCGAGAAGCUCGGCUGCAAGCUCGUCGUCGCCGCCCUCCGCGACCAGGGCAUCGACGCCGAGUUCGUCUCGCUCGAGAACGUCGUCCCCGCCGCGGCGCACGACGACGCGGACGCGGACGCGCACGGCGCGCUCGGCCAGGGGUUCUACGACGCCGUCGCCGAGGCCAUCGCCCAGCGCGUUCUGCAGUGCGGCCCGCGCGUGCCCGUCGUUACUGGCUUCUUCGGCCCCGUCCCCGGCUCGCUCCUGCGGCAAGUCGGGCGCGGCUACACGGACCUCGCCGCGGCGCUGCUCGCUGCGGGGCUCGGCGCGGCGGAGCUGCAGAUCUGGAAGGAGGUGGACGGGAUCUUCACCGCGGACCCGCGCAAGGUGCCGACCGCGCGCCUGAUACCGCUCAUCUCGCCCGAGGAGGCGGCGGAGCUGACGUAUUAUGGGAGCGAGGUCGUGCAUCCGUUUACGAUGGAGCAGGUCAUCCGGCGCAAGAUCCCGAUUCGCAUCAAGAACGUCGAGAAUCCAAAGGGCGGCGGCACCGUCAUCCACCCGGACCCGGACCUCGACCUCGACGCCGUCCCCGACUUCCUCUCCUCCGCCUCCAGCACCCCGUCCUCACCUUCCCUCCCCAGCGCGCUCUCGCCGCUCCUCACCCAAAACGGCGCGUUCACCACCAGCAGCGCCGGCGGCGCAUCGCGCAAGCUCCCGACGGCGGUGACGAUCAAGGAGCGCAUGGUCGUGCUGAACGUAAACUCGAACCGCAAGAGCGUCUCGCACGGCUUCCUCGCGCGCAUCUUCGGCGCGCUCGAUCGAUUCGGCGUCGUCGUCGACCUCAUCAGCACGAGCGAGGUGCACGUCAGCAUGGCGAUCGAGGACGUCCUCGACCGCAAGGCGCUCGCGCGCGUCGUGCGCGAGCUCGAAAAGUCCGGCUCCGUCUCCGUGCACCGCGACAUGGCGAUCCUCUCGCUCGUCGGCAAGCAGAUGCGCCACCUCGUCGGCAUCGCGGGCCGCAUGUUCACCACGCUCGGCGGCGGGAACGUCAACGUCGAGAUGAUCUCCCAGGGCGCGAACGAGAUCAACAUCUCGUGCGUCAUCGACGGCCGCGACGCCGUCAAGGCGCUCAACCUCAUCCACCAGAGCUGCCUCCAGAUCAAGCCCGAGGGGCCCCAGGGCCGCGUAGGCCCGUGGUUGUUCUAGGGCUACACAUCUAUCCUGGAGGAGAGCUUCUUUUAUAUCUCGACGUUGAGCCGUCGGGGGCGGAUGUAGCAAAAAAAAAAACAAGCAUGUACUGUAGAGCACACAAAAGGUGGGGUCACCGCCAGACUCUGUUUCAUCAC